UAUUAAAAAAAUAAACAACUUUAUGUUUUACUAGAGUAUUACAUUUUUAACAUUUUUGUCUGCGCUUAAUAAAGUUAGUUUUGGUGGACAAACCAAGAUGGCGGCGUUCAUGUUGGGUGACAGGUCAUUAAAAUAUGUAUACAUUUGAACAACUAGAGCAAAAUAUAUUUGUUUCACAAUGUCACAAAACCAGUCUCCUGAAAAGAAAAAAGUGCGCAGAAGUUUAUCCCUUUCUAAAAAAAAGACUAAUAGGACUCCCAAAAAUCCUUCUCAAGGAAGCAAUACCUCAAAGUCUCCCUCAAUAAUUGCACUUUUCAAAAAUGCACCCCCUUCAAAGCUGUCAUGUCCGCUUUGUUCAGAAAUGGUUCCCCGAUUUGGAUUGAACAAGCACAUUGAUGAAGCAUGUACAAAAGCAAAGCAGGAAAAUGGGGAUAUUAUCCUGGUUGAGGAUGAAGAUAUCAGGCACUCAAAUUCAUCAUGUGUUAGCCCAAAGCGACCACAACAAACCAAUUUUCAGCUAUUAAAUAGUAAGCUAACUAAACUCCCAUCAGUUCAAACAGACGUGAGUGGGGAUGAGACAAGUGUUUAUUUUAAUAAAAAUGUACCUUUACAAACAAUUUCUAAAGAGUCUGACAUUCCAGAUGUAGUUAUUCCUUUGGGAAACCUUUCUUCCAAGCUUUCCAGAAGAUACCAUACUCGCAGUUUGAAGAGAGAUUUAAUUAAAGAAGUGGAAUGUAAAAAUGACCCCUCUGGCAAUGAUUCUGUUGAGAUUUUGAAUGAAAACACAAAUAGGGUUCAGUUAGAUACCCUACAUAAAGAGGAUGCUUUAGACAAAAUAAGCAUUCCAUGUAAAAAGGAAACCAAAUCUACUGGGGAAGUGUCAUUAUUAACAGAAUGUGUCUGCCAGAUUAAUGCAAUAGAGAAGUGUAAUAGCCAGUUAUUUAGUAUACAUUCACAAAAUUGUCCAAAAUUAUCCUCAUCUACUGAUAAACGUGACUAUCUCAAUUUAUUAAACAAAUCUGUGGACUCUAAUACUACUAAGGUAAAGCACAAAUUGGGUAAAAAUGAUGAACUAAAAAAUAACAGAUGUAAAAAAGCAAAAAUAGUUAGUCAGUCACAAGAUCCUCUAUUACCUGCUGUGCAGUGUGAUGAAUUAAUUUCUUCAGUGGAAGAUAUGAAUGUCCUAGAUGAAUUUAUGAAACCAUUUGAUGACAAAGAUUAUGAGCGCAAGGUAGAGAAUUUAGGAGAUGUGAUAGAAGCAGGAAAUGCUCAGCCACCUGCUAAAGAAGAUGAUAGACAUCCCUAUUACUUAAGGAACUUCCUGUUGGUACUGCAAGCUGUGAUGGCAAAUGAAGAAGACAUGAGUCUCUUUAGUGAAGAGGAUAUUCACACUUUAACAUCAUUUCUUGAGCUUUCAGCUGCUGGACAGAAAUUAUAUGUACGACUUUUUCAACGUAAGCUGAACUGGAUAAAAGUAAACAAAAUAGAGUACACAGAGAUUGGAUCAGACUUGGCUCCAGUCAUUGAAGAACUGGUCAAAAAUGGAUUCCUACAAUCAGAUUCUGAAUUACAAGAGCUUGUGGAAGCUCUGGAUCUUCUCUCUGCCCCAGAACUGAAGACACUAGCUAAAGGCUUUCACUUGUCAAAUCCUGGUGCUCCGAAGCAGCAACUGGUUGAGGAGUUUCUGCGUCUGGGAAAACAACGGUCAAUAUUUGGCAUGAGCAAAAACCAUCAAGGCAUUGCUGCAGUCAUCCUGAAAAAGGCCAAAGCUCUCAGUGGCCAAGCUGUUCGAGUGUGCAGAGCUCGCCGAGCUGUGUUUUCCCGAGUCCUCCUCUUAUUCUCUUUAACGGAAUCCAUGGAGGUUGAAGAAGCUGCAAGUGGAGGACAUACUCAGCUUUCCACUGUCCUAAUGGUUAACAUGGGGCGCAUGACUUUCCCUGAAUACACUGUAAAUAGACCCACUAGGAUAUUCCAGGACAGAGAAGAUCUCAUCAGGUAUGAAUCUGCGAUGCACAAACUGGUUGACAUUGUUGUUGCGAUGACUAAUGGCCAUUGGGAAGAAGCACACUUGCUUUAUCAGACUGCCAGCAAGGACUGGGAUCAGCUGAAGACUGAUCCCUCAAUGAAGUACCACGCAGAACUCCCUGCCUAUCUGCGCUGCUUCACUGUUGGCUGGGCUUAUACCAGAAUUCUGUCGCGAGGAGUAGAAAUCCUUCAGAGACUACACAUUUAUGAGGAAGCUGUUGAGUUGCUGCAGAAUCUUCUGUCACAGCACAUAUAUUGUGCUGAUAGUAGAGGUCGCUGGUGGGAUCGCCUAGCUCUAAACUUACACCAACAUUUAAAGAGCACCCAAAAGGCCAUAGGCUUCAUCAUGGAGGGCUUGUCGGAUCCAUAUGUGCGUACUGGCCACCAGCUCUCCUUGUAUCAACGCGCUGUGCGAAUGAGAGACUCUCCAAGCUGCAAAAAGUUCCGCCACAUGUUUUCAAAUCUCCCUGUGCUCGAUGUGGAAGAUGUCACCCAUGUUACUAUUAAGGGCAAGAUGUAUCCUCAGACAGGAAUGGGCAAAUCAGUGUUUUUAAUGGAAGAUUUGGCUGCGGGAGAGGGAGAAGAGCUCACCCUUUCUACAGUUAUGUGUUCAGUCGAGGAACUUGCUCUAUCCCAUUACAGGGAGCAAGGUUUUGAUCAAGGAAUUCAUGGAGAAGGCUCUACCUUCAGCACUCUUUACGGCUUGCUGAUGUGGGAUAUAAUCUUUAUGGAGGGUAUUCCAGAUGUGUUCCGAAAUGCUUAUCAGGCAUUCCCUUUGGACUUGCACACAGACAGCUUUUUUGAGAACAGACGAGAUGCCAUUGAAAGCCGUCUAAAGCUGAUCCAUGAAUCUUCCACAGAAGUCCUGGCCCAGCUCAUUGCAGAUGUGUGGCAAGCUCAUGAGGGCAAGGUGGCAGCUUUAGUCAGCUGGGAACGUUUCUCUUCUCUCCAGCAGGUUCAGAGUUUGGUGUCCUGCUUUGGGGGACCAUUUUUAAGUGGUGUAUGUAAAAUAAUGUCAAAGAAUAUUAGACACUGCCGGGGAGGGUUGCCAGAUCUGGUUGUAUGGAAUCUACAGAGAAAACAUUACAAGCUGGUGGAGGUAAAAGGUCCCAACGAUCGGCUUUCUCAUAAGCAGAUGCUUUGGUUGCAUGAACUGAAGAAGCUGGGAGCAGACGUAGAAGUUUGUCAUGUUGUUUCUAUUGGCGCCAAGAGUAACAGAGUUGGAUGAUCCAACAAUUCUAGAAAUUCAUGUAGAGGGUUAUAUAAGAUGUUAAUAGUAUAUGGAUUUAUAUAUUAAAUUAAUUUGACCAAUCA
Molecule: messenger RNA, 3339 nt
Organism: Bombina bombina (fire-bellied toad)
Lineage: Eukaryota; Metazoa; Chordata; Amphibia; Anura; Bombinatoridae
Gene: FAN1
Product: FANCD2 and FANCI associated nuclease 1
Exons: 14
Coding region: 179-3253 (1024 amino acids)
Biological process (GO): interstrand cross-link repair
Cellular component (GO): nucleus
Molecular function (GO): flap-structured DNA binding; 5'-3' exonuclease activity; 5'-flap endonuclease activity
Source: RefSeq, a predicted model, not a curated record